AUUGCGACUCCUAGCUGUACAAUAACUGACCUGAUCGCGCCCCCAAAAACCCCAUCCACGAAUAUUCCCGUUCAUUGUAGUUCGGGUCAAUUCGUUCUACGCCUCACCUUCUCUAUCCAACCCUCACUAUGGCGCCUACCCAGACGCGCGGCCGCCCGACAGGUCGCGAACCUAGAAAAGCUGCGACUGCCGCAGCUGCGAAAAAGGAUGCGCCCAUCACCGCUGCAGAGUCUGGAACCGGCACUACCCCCAAACGAGGUCGCGGGAGACCCCCCAAGAACGGCGUCAGCAAGGUCGUGAAGCCUUCUACCGGCCGCGGCCGUGGUCGUCCUCCGAAGGACCCGGCCGAGAAGGCUGCUACCGCCGCGAAGGCCGCCGCAACCAAAGCCAAAGCCGCCGCUACCAAGGUUCCUGGACGCGGUCGUGGUCGUCCUCGCAAGAGCGACGCUUCUACUGCUGCCGCGACACCCAAGAAGGCCGCUGCCACUCCCAAGAAGACUGCAUCUGCCAAUAAGUCCAGCACUGGCAAGCCCCGAGGACGGCCGCGAAAGAGCCAGGUUACUGAGAAGAGCGAUGCGUCAGGGCCCGAAGAGGAAGAGGUAGAGGUCCCGGAAAUUGUGGCUGAUGCUGAAGCUGACGAUGCCAAUAGUGAUAGUGACUCCAAACUCGGUGCCGAAGCUGAUAUUGAGGUGGGUGCUGCACCAGGCGAUGAGGAGAUGCCCGUUGUGGGAGAUAUUGAUCCUGAGUUGUCCUCAAUAGGAAAAUUAGGAUGGCCCCAAACCGGCCUCCUUAACAGGAAUGCUAGUCAGCUCUUGGCGGAGAUCAGUGGCGUUCAGGGUGGUUAA
Molecule: messenger RNA, 845 nt
Organism: Pseudomassariella vexata
Lineage: Eukaryota; Fungi; Ascomycota; Sordariomycetes; Amphisphaeriales; Pseudomassariaceae
Exons: 3
Coding region: 129-845 (238 amino acids)
Biological process (GO): regulation of DNA-templated transcription
Cellular component (GO): nucleus; chromatin
Molecular function (GO): DNA binding
Source: RefSeq, a predicted model, not a curated record